ACCAAUCAGCAGCGCCGUGUGACGCGGAAGUGCAAUGGCGGCGAAUAGAGCGGGUCUGGAGUCCGGCAAAGAGAGUAAACAAGGCAUUAACCACAGCGGACAAACGAGUCAUAACGAGGAGCUUAAAAGCUCUUUCAAAGACUGUUUCUCUUCCCUCCUCGACUCCAUCGCCGAGUUCGGUCCUGAGCUCAAAGUAUGUGCUGGAGUGUUAAGCAUCACUGCCAACGUGAGCACUGUUAACUUCUCUGACCUGAAGCCAUCCCAUGUGUACAACUGUUUACAAAGGCACAUUGCCAAGUUACAGGUAAUAUCUUCAAAUCUUAAGCAAAUUGUGGAAUUAGAGAGCCUGUCUACCUCAGUCAAUAGUAAAACAACAGGAACAUCUAGCAAAGAGCUAGCAACAACAACUGAAAAAGAGAUGGAGGUAGACGCAGUGCACAUUCCAACCACAUCACAAGAUCACACUGCCUCCACAAAAACUGGGAAGGCCCAGGUUGAUGACAGCAGUGUUCAGAUCAAAGCUGGGAAAGCUGAGAUUGAACGGAGGAUAUCUGCAUUUAUAGAGCGCAAACAGCUGGAGAUCAAUGAAAACAAUGUGCGGGAGUUUUGCAAUGUGAUCGACUGCAAUCAGGAAAACAGUUGUGCCAGAACAGAUGCUGUCUUCACACCAUAUCCUGGUUUCAAGAGUCAUGUCAAAGUGACACGAGUGGUGAAUACAUAUGGCCCCCAGACUAGAGGGGGGCGCUCUGAACAGGGAGAGCAGCUGGGCUCAUUCAGUAGAGACUGUGGAAACCCCGCCAUUGAAGAGCGACUGCACAACAUAGAGGCCCACCUGAAGCUAACAGCAGCGGGUCCCGUACCACAGAGCAUUUACCAGCGGCUGAAGAAGCUAGAGGAUCGAAUUCUGGAGCUUGAGGGUCUUUCCCCAGAGUACUUCCACUCCACAGUGAGUAGCGAGGAGAGAAGCGGAGAGGAUGUGUUUGUAUGUUGUAGGGGGGGAAAUAAAUACAAAUUGAAUUCUUCAGAGGAGCGUAGCACUGUGGAAUUGUAUAGGUUUCAAAUCAGUUUGUUUGAAGCAGUCACAAUACAUGUUGAAAACUCAAAGUAAUUUCUGUAGCAGGAUGAGUUAUUAUGAAACAUGUCUCAAGUAUCAUGGAAGAACUCGCAAGUGUUUUCUUAAUUUAUAAAAUCCUAGACACCUUUAUUAGUUUAGCUGUACAAUGCGCAAAGCCCAUGGAAAUAACAGUAGAAGACAAUCAUUGAUUUCACAAACUUCAGCUUGUGUGUAAAGACAAUGUUUUGGAGAUUUUGCCUAGAUUAGCAUUAAUAGAGGCUUCCUGAUGCCGGUGGCUUUUGAAGAGCUUGGCCACUUUAGCUUCUGUGUGCCACUCUUUCUCUUACAGUAUACAUAUACUUGCCAUCCUGCAGACUUUUGGCUUAUGUGUAUUUUUUCCUCCACUCACGACAGUCAACCAGAGAGUUCUUCAAAGCCAUUAAAAGCUGAUAUGAGUGAUAUUUUUUCCCCUCUCUUCAGAAUUUGUUAUCCAUGUCAGAUUGUAGCCCAUCAAAGUUAGCUGAGUAAGUGCUCUUGAACCAUUCUACGCCUCCUCACACUGGCUUCACUUAGUUCAGUGCAGAGCUGAGAGCUAGCUGAUUUCCAUGUCCUUUAGUAAGUGUGUGUGUGUGUGUGUAGUGCCUAUAAAGUGGGGCAUUGAGUACACUGUAAAAUAUGCUGAUCUUUUUACUUUGUGCCAUUGCUUUUAGCACGUCCAGUGAAUUAAUUAAACCGCUGCGGUGGGGGCCAUUUGAUCUCGUUCCCAAAUGUGUUUAUAUCCACGCUGAAAAGUGAUUGAAAUUAAGCUGAGUUGCUAGUAGCUGAUGAGAGGAGAUGGACAGAAUAGAUGAGGGGGACACUGGGUGUCAGAAUGAAUGUUGAUGGCCUCUUCUGCACAGCGCCAAUCAGUACUGUGCAAAGAUUGGCUUGCCUGGCUACUGUUGAUGAAAGUCAGUUAACAGUAACUGUUAAUGUUGAUUGCCUUACAGUAAUAUAAAAUAUUGAAUGAUACAAGUUUAUGUCCCGUAGCAGGAUGUCUAUGCUGGCAGCUGCAAUCUCCCACUUUAUAAUUACUAUAUAAUUAUAAUAAUAAUAUAAUUACAUUAUAAUGAUGUCAGAUAAGCUCUUGAUCUACACUUAUGUCCAAAAGUUUUAAACACUUGAUUAUCCAGAGUUUCUUAUGAAAUUGAGGGUAUUAAUAAGGAGUUUGUCCCAAUGUUGCUGCAGUAACAGCCUUUGGGAACUCUUGUGGGAAAGCUUCAUGCUAGAUGUUGGAACAUUGCUGUGAGUAUUGGAUUGUAUUCAGCCUCAAGUGUGAGGUCAGGUUCUGGUGAUGGGUGAUUAGUUCUGGAUCACAAACAUGCACUUUAAGUCAUUCCAAACGUUUUGGGUAGGAUUCCAGAGAAUGCAGUUAUAUUGCUCUCUGGUCCAAUGCUAUGGGGCUUUAUUAUACCUCCUCUAACCGAUGCUUGUCAUUGGGCACAGUGACCUCAGGCUCAUGUGCAGCUUCUCCAGAGCAUCCCAUUGUAUUGGCAGUGCUUUUCUGUGGAGAUUGAACAAGCUAUGUGUGCACAAACGAAUGCCUGUAUCAGCAAUGCAUGCACUUUAGAGUACCUGAGUUCACUAAAAGGGCUGUCUGUAUACUUUGGGACAUAUAGUUUAGUUUGAGUAGCCUGUUUUGAGUGGCAUGGUGUCUUUUGUCCCAGUUUUCUACAUCAGUAGUAGAAGAUUGUUUUGAUGUUUGUGUUGGUAGAUCAAAGAGUACUUAGAGGUAUAUAUUUACAUUUUAUGUGUUUGGCAGACACUCUUAUCCAAAGCAGCUGACAGUCAUGUUGCUAAGGUAGGCGUAGCAUUGAGAGUCUCCUCUUGGUGUAGUGUGGCGUGUUUGCCCAUGCUGGGAAUCGAACCCUACCCCAAUGAAGGGCAGCGAUAUUACCCACUAUGCCACACCAACUGCAGUUUUCUGGAGAAUUUUUUUCUUCUUGGAGAAUCUAUGCAGUUUUGUUUUUCCUUUCACUUA
Messenger RNA from Colossoma macropomum (tambaqui), 3074 nucleotides. It is a transcript of the gene mbip, whose product is annotated as MAP3K12 binding inhibitory protein 1. Lineage: Eukaryota; Metazoa; Chordata; Actinopteri; Characiformes; Serrasalmidae. Gene Ontology annotation, cellular component: cytosol. The record is from RefSeq and is a predicted model, not a curated record. The transcript has 7 exons. Bases 35 to 1108 code for a protein of 357 amino acids.